Messenger RNA from Botrytis porri, 969 nucleotides. RefSeq lists its product as uncharacterized. The transcript is spliced from 2 exons. The record is from RefSeq and is a predicted model, not a curated record. NCBI's taxonomy places the organism in Eukaryota, Fungi, Ascomycota, Leotiomycetes, Helotiales, Sclerotiniaceae. The coding region runs from base 164 to 715 and encodes 183 amino acids.
CCAGGGCUGGGCUAGAAUGAUAAAAAUAAGAAUUUAAGAUAUCCUGACAUCAGCGCUGGUACGCCUGUAUCGAAAGAGUUUCCAAUUCCAUGCAUACAAUAUUACAGCACGAGUCUUGUAUCUACAAAUCGUGUUACUCCCAAGAAGUAACAACUACUCCAAAAUGUUCAAAUACUUCACUGUGCUCUCCAUCGUCCUCGCACCACUCUUGGCCUCUCCAAUUCUACUACCUCUGACAGAGACCACUCUCUCCACUGAUUACACAUCCCGGGGCUAUCUCCUAGCCCUCAAUGCAUCAGCGCCUUAUUUUGCAGGAGCUGGUCCGAUCACCGGCUGUAUGACCUCAAAUUUCACAUGGACACUCGACACUACCAUAUGUGGUCUUUUUGAUGGCACUCGCACUGUAUAUAACAAGAGUAUUGGGAUGUGGAUGUAUACAUUCGGAAGUGAAAAGGGUGCAUGCGGUCUAGUUAAAGGUGGUCGAGUAACAUGUUCGGAAACUGAGGUUGAGAACCAGGGAAAGUGGAGUGUGCCCAACUCUACGAUAUCAGGUGUGCCGUUAUACAUGAUGGGCUGGGCAAACUGGCCAGUUCAAAGGUGGCCGAGCAGUGGAGUAGAUGUUGAUGUUUGGAAUACUUUGGUGGAUAAUCCUGUGCCGGGAGUCUCUUUGGAUGGAUUUGUCAGAUCUUUUAGUGUAAAAUGGCAGGCUGGAUGAUCAUUUCAGAGGUCAAUGUUUGACUCUGGCGUUAGUAUGGACUAGUCAAGGUGGGAGAUAGAGCAGUCUGCAUGAUAGCUUCUCUUCAAGACAGCAAAGUCGGUCUUUUCAUUGGAUUUAUGUAGUUUUCCUUUUCAGGAAUGGGACAGGAAAAAAUGCAUUGGAUAAGGGUGGAGCAACUGUAUCCAUCAUAGAUGUAAUGAGUCAAAAUCUCUUUAGCAUUCCAUAAAUGAUUCGAAACAUUUUCGAUAAUG